ACCCCAGGGUCAACAGUUCAAUCCUUGACUGGGACGUGUCAUGUGUCGAAAUGUCCCUGAGCAAGACGCUGAACCCCUGGCUCCCCGGGCUCCUGUCAUUGGCAGCCCACUGCUCCCUAUAUACAGGGAUGGGUCAAAUGCAGAAGUCAAAUUUCGUGUAUGUGACAAUAAAAAGGGUUUCUUUCCAUCUGCAUCAGCUAUUGCUGAUGAGUCUUUUUCAUCUAGUGAAGGAGCGCUAAUAUUUCUCUUGAGUAGCACAUCUACUCAUUCAGACUACCAAUAAGUCUUACAUUGGGCCUAAAAUCAAUAUGAUCCUUUCCAAAUCUGUAUUUAUUCCUCUCUCAGAUUGUCUCUUAACCUUAUAGCUCUACUGUGCUGUAGGACAGAGAAGAGGCUGGGGAAGGAGGGAGGACGUGAGAGGAAUGUGAGGGCAAGUGUUGCUCUAGUGGUUGGUGAAAUAUGCAGUUCUAGUUUGGAUAAGAGGUUGCAUCAGGACUUUGAAAGACAGUAAAGUGUUCAAGUCUCGUACUGUAAUUUGCUUUUAUCUGGUGCAGACGAUGUGGAACAAUCCGUUUUGGCUUGCCUCCUGUUGUUCAGUUCUGUGUAACUUUCUGCAUGGAAUGUAUGCCAUUUAAACACCUGCACAUGGCCUGAAAAACGUGUCUGAUCUCGGUGACGUCAGCAGGGACAAGACCAGGAAACGGCUCCCUCCCUUUCAGACGGAGGAGUGAUGUCAUCGCAGGGAGAGCGUGAGGUUGGCUGAGGCUUUAUUGAGCUUGACGUUUUAUCACCCAAAAGCACCAGACGCAUGACCACAUGCACCAGUCAGUACGAGGACACAGAGCAGCAAAAAGUGAGAGCCAAAUAACAUGGCAACACGUUUGUGACACGCUAUAAACCCCCUCGAGAGGGAAAAGGGGUGUGAGGCGAAGGCACGUAGAGAGACAGAGACGCUUAAACCAAGAGGGGAAGAGGGACAGCAUGAGUGUGCAUGCUGAUGGGGAUAGGAGCGUGUUGAGCAACAGAGCUGCAGAAUCCUGAAUCCAGCAGAUGGAGACUCCGUGUCCUUGUUUUGCGGUGAUCUUUGGGAGCAACAUGCAGCUCGCGCCGCUGCCUCGCACUGCUGCAGUGGAGGAGUAAAUGCGGAGCCCAACACUGCUCCAGGUGAUCCACAGAAGCCCAGCCUGGCAGACUGCUCCCUCCUUAGCCUUCCCUCUCCUCCUCCUUCUCCUCCUCCUCCACCUCCUCCUCCACCUCCUCUUCCUCCUCCUCCUCUUCCUCCUCUGUCAGUGCUCCAUUCUUUUGAGGGCUUUGGAAAAAAUAACAAGAAAGGAACAGAAAAACAGAGGAUCCUGCUUUCCCCCUUCGUUCUCAGAUGUGAAACACCUCUACAUGACUGUCCGCCGCUUCCCUCUCAUCGUGUGAAGACGCACCGCAUAUGUGCUCCAAUGUCUCCGGAACAUAGACUUGCUGCAAGGUAAGAAGACUUAGACUUAUGAAAAAAAACCUGCAUCUAGUCUUUGCUCUUUUUUAUUUUUGCUUUUCUCUUGAGACAUUUUCUACAGAACUGUUACAGGCUUGUGUGUGUUAGAAUUUAAUAGGUAGAUGAGAAGUUGGCACAGCAGAGAAGGUAAUUGGUAUUCCAUGCAACGAAUAUAAAUACGCUCCCAGAGAUAGAUCUUUGUCAGAUAUGGCAAAAUACAUGUCUUCAGUUUUGGAGAAAAGGAACCUCUUCUCCCCUUCAAUCACAGUGAUCCGUGCAAGUGUGUGUUCAUAUGUAUGUGUGUGUAACAGAAUCCAGCAGGGUGGGAGGGAUUGCUCCUCAAAAAGCCUUCUCGAUGGGCAACAAGGGGAUUUUCACAAUGUGGCCAAACAGCUUUCCAUCGAUCUUCUUACGGCCAAUAACGUCGGCACAAUCUCUGGCUUCAAAAUGACAGACAAGACUGUCUUCUUUAAUGGUACCAGUAGUUUAUCAUUAUAUAAUCGUUUUUAGCGGUUGUGUUUGGUUGUAAAGUGAGGAGAAAUGCUCUUCUUGUCAAUUUACGUUUCUCUUCAUGCCUCAUUAGUCAUAGAUGGAGGGAAUUCAAGAUGAAAUUAGGAUACAAAAGGGGAGAUAAGGAUAACAGCAGCAGGAAGAUGAGGACAGAGGAAUGAGGGGGUGUUGUAGGAGAACUUACUCCAUCACUGUGAUUCCUGAAACCUGCUAGCCAACAGUUGAACAGUGUGAUCUCUCCCAAAUCCUUAAAUCUCUUAAUCACACGUUGGGUGUGAAGCCUCAAAGCCUUAACCUGUAAGUGACCUAAUGAAGGUUUAUCGCCUUCACCUUACACACACAAAGACCCCUCCUAAUGCCAUAAUAAGAAAUGGAGACGAGCUGGUGCUGCAACGAUAUCCAAAUCAUGCAUUCUGCUCUUUCACAGGGCUUCAUGUCUGUGUGCUGAAACCUUUGACAGUGUCUUGCGCUCUGUUUAGCUUCUGGAUUUGUUGCCCCCCCCCAAAAGAAAUAUGCUGGUUAUGUAUGACCUUAAAAAUAGGUGAAAAAACAUAAACCUGUUUUUGUGUAUGUACAUUCAGGUUCAGGCUCAUUCAUGUCUGCAUACAGAUCAGAUAGCAUGCCAGUUUUUUUAUAACUGUACUGUGAUAUGCAGCAGAGGACUGACAGAUGCUCUUUAUCACUGGAAGCACUAAUCCCGUAUCCUGACACAUGCAGGCACCCAUACAAACUGUACAUACAGCAUUCACCCUUGCAACAUGCUCCAUCUCCCAAUACACUGUACAAACAGUGAGCUAAAGGCUCACCUAGUAUAUGCAUGCAUACAGGCACACUCAGACAACUGUGUGGACUGAAUCAAGCUGCUUUCAUGUUUAAGGUGUCUGAGGUGGUCAUUUGUCAUGUAUGACAUUAGGAUGCAGAGGAGGAUCUCAGAGGUGCAGAGUCUCAGCUCCCAGGCGGCUUCUUCCUGCUCAGAUUUUCCAGCGGAUACACUGGCAUCCUGAAACGCCUCAUUUAGCCAGUUUCCAGCAAAAAGCUUGAAGCUCCCAACAAGAAUAAAGUGUGGAAAGCCACUCCAGCAGCCCCUAGAGGCUGCAGUGUGUAUUACACAAUUUUGGGCAAUGAAAUGUUGGUCGAAAUGGACAACAUAUUGACUGACUCAUUUUGCUAGAAGCUUACUGCUCCGAUGGUUCAAUGAAUAGCUCAAUAUUUCAAGAAAUACGCUCAUUCUCUUUCUUGCGCAGACUUAGAUGAGAAGAUAUACAUAUGUAGCUGUAAAUGGCUGCUAGUUAGCUUAGCUUAGCAUAAAGGCUGGAACAGAAAUGUAGAGACGACAACUUGAAGUUUUACGGGGGUUAUGUGCUGGACUAUUUAUUGGCUGGGACCAGUAACUUCCAGUAGUGUUUGCUACCUGGUGAUAGAACAAACGAUAUAAAGUGUGAAUCAGUGGGCUUUAUUGGUGCCGAUAGACAGAUUUUGUUACCCUAGGACAGAGCCAGGCUAGCUGUGUUCCCCCAUUCCAGCCUUAAUGCUAAGCUAAGCUAAUUUCCCUAAAAUGUCAAAAGGGGUUUUAUCAAAUUUCAUGGUAAAAUGUUGAGCGAGACAUCCUCUGAGGACCAUUAAUAUCUAAACCAAACUCGGCAAUCUGGCCACUAGUUGUUGAGAUCUGGACCAAGUAGCUGACAGGGGGACAAACGGUGGUUGGACCAACAGAACGGACUGAUUAAAUCUCGUUUGAGCUCUUUUUUACAACCUCCUUCAUUGCAGACACUUGGUAGUGGUUUUAACGAUGGCUCAGUUUGGUUAGUAGAGCGAUGAAACAUCCUCUGCAUGUCGGAGAUUAUUUUAACGUUCACAAUCUCCGUUUGACACCACAGUUUGCUUUUUGUGUCCUAUUUUGGGAAUGGGAGUUUAGUCAUUUGACACAGAUUACAAAAUGAAUAAUUUGUUUAUAUACCCUCUGCGUUAUGCUCACAGAGCGUGUUUGUUUGUUUUUAGGAUUAAAGCUGCAGUACAUCUGGCUGUUGAUGGCAUCUCUUCGCUCUGUUUUGCUGCAGGCGUUUUUGAGGUCAGGAUGGAAUGAUUAACCAGCUAUUAACUGACAAGCUGAUUCACUGCUGGGUGCAAAGCAGGACAAUAAAAAUACCAACCAGAAGUUUUCACCUUGGUCCCCGUCUCGAAAGUUCAAUGAAGACAGACGCCUCCCUCCAGCCAGGAACAUGAAGGGCUUAUCGGGCAGCCGUUCCCAGCACCAGAUCCCUUUACCCUAUGGCUUGGACUAUGACCCCCAUGUCCAUGACCUCCAUGCUCACCAUGGCUCCGAGUCCCGCCACUCAUCCUACCUGCUCAGCCCCACAGAGAGCUGCCCCAUGGACUUCCACCACCGCUACUCGCCACGCAGCUCCAUCCACUCGGACUGCAUGAUGAUGACCCCUGUCAUGAUGCCUCCAGCUGCUGUUCCUGACCACAUCUCCAGCAGCACCUUUCCCAGAAUGCACUACAGCUCUCAGUAUUAUGACUCAGCCACACGGGACGACUGCGCUGCCAUCACAGCUUCUGCCACCUCCCCAGCAGUCGCGGCUGCCGCAGCCGCUGCAGCCGCCUCCUCCCAUCUCGCCGGCACCAAGAGCAACCGCCUUCCUGCUAACCUAAUAGACCAGUUUGAGAAACAAAUGCCACUGCACCGCGAUGGCUUCCACACGUUACAGUACCAGCGCACCUCCACCACCACUGAGCAACGCAGCGAGAGCCCUGGCCGCAUCAGACACCUUGUUCAUUCUGUCCAGAAGCUCUUCACCAAGUCCCACUCACUGGAGGGAUCGUCCAAGAUGAAUGGCACAAAAGGUGAUAUUAUGGGAGGUGGAGGCGGAUAUCACCAUCAUGGCCACCACUCCACCAAACAUGGUAGCAAGAGGAGCAAGAGCAAAGAACGCAAGCACCGCUCUGGCGGCUGGUGGAGCUCCGACGACAACCUGGAUAGUGACAGCACCUACCGCACACCCAGUGUCAUGUCGAGGCACCAUGGGGAACAUGUCAGCCACUGCUACCCAGAUUCCAUGCAGAGUCAUCACUUUGGAGACCUGUCACUCAAGACCUCUAAGAGUAACAAUGAUGUCAAGUGCUCAGCCUGUGAGAGCAUGGCCAUGGCUCCCGAGGGCAAAUUCAUGAAGAGGAGCUCCUGGUCGACACUGACAGUCAGCCAGGCCAAGGAGGCCUACAGGAAGUCAUCGCUUAAUCUAGAGAAACCCAUGAUGCACAUGGACCACAAGCCUUCAUCGCGAACAUGUCACUACCUACAGGUACCCCAAGAUGAGUGGGGUGGAUACCCAGGCGAGAAUGAUGACGAGAUCCCGUGUCGACGGAUGCGCAGCAGCAGUUAUGUCAAAGCUAUGGGAGAGGUGGAUGAUGAGAGUGGUGACUCUGACACCAGCCCUAAGACCUCCCCACAGAAGGCCAUUCGGCCUGAUGCUCUCGUCCUCAAAUCAGCCAUGCAGAGACCCCAUUUAGACUCCCAAAGCCAGGGCUACCACUUGCAAACCACAAGAGAAAUGCGACCCCACCCUAGUGUCACGCUGGACCCUGCCGCCUUUCACCCUCCGCCCUUCCGCUCUCGCAACCAGAGCUACAUGCGCGCCGUCAGCACCCUCAGUCAGGCUAGCUGCGUCAGCCAGGUGAGUGAGACUGAGAUCAAUGGCCAGUUUGAGUCAGUUUGCGAGUCCGUUUUUAGUGAAGUAGAAUCCCAGGCCAUGGAAGCCUUGGACCUGCCUGGUUCGUUCCGCACUCGAAGCCACAGUUACCUCCGUGCAAUUCAGGCCGGUUAUUCCCAAGAUGACGACUGCUUGCCUUCAAUGACAUCCUCCACUGUCACUUCAACUCUCAGAUCCACAACAGGCGUCCGUAGCUUAGCUGGGGGGCGUAGAGAGUACGGUAGGUCUGGGAUUCAGUUUCGUCUCCCUACUUCCUGCAGUGUGGACCGCGCUCAGCCACCUCCAGCGGUAUCAUAUCCUUCCAGUUACAAGAAGACUCCACCUCCUGUGCCCCCGCGCACCACCACCAAGCCUCUUAUCUCUGUGACAGCCCAGAGCAGUACAGAGUCCACCCAAGAUGCCUACCAGGAGGGCAGGCAUCCACGGGGCGGUCUGUGGACCACGGAUAGCCUUGGUCGUCCCAUCUACAGCUCCGUGGACAGCCUGGACAGCACCAAGGCUGUCACCAUGGCCAUGGAGUCGGCAGCAGGCAAGAGGCAUGCAUCUUUGGGCAGCCACACCUCCGUCCAGACGUGUGACAAAGCAGUGCUGGUGUCCAAGGCCGAGGAGUACCUCAAAACCCCACGUUCCUCUAUUGGGAUACAGGUGGAAACUGUGACAGACUCUGAGACUGAAAGUAAAGGCCUUCCUCAAUUCCACUCUAUAGGGAUCCAGGUGGAGGAUCACAAACGGCAUGGGAGGUUCAAGCGCUCCAACAGUGUGACCACUGCAGUGCAGGCAGACAUGGAGUUGGAGGGCUUCCCCUCCAUGGAGGACAAGGGCCUGCAGUUUGGUGGCGGCUUCGGUCGCCACUCUGAGCCCAGCACGCCCACGCAGUAUGGGGCCAUCCGUACGGUGCGCACACAAGGCCUGUUCAGUUACAGGGAGGACUACCGGCCCUCCAGUGGGCCAACCAGCCCACAGCCUGAAACCUGGCUGGUUGAGCCCAGUCUGGAGGGCACCGAAACGGGCCGAGUGUCCCCACUCCGCAGGGACGGCAGCUGGUUCAUGCAGCUCCUUCACAAUGAAACCAAGCGGCUGGAGGGAUGGUGCAAAGAGAUGGAGAGAGAAGCAGAGGAGCAUGACCUGACAGAGGAGAGUGAGUGUCCUGAAGGGAACUACAUACUUGUCAAAACGGGAGCUGCUUUUGUUGUCUCAGUCCUAGGAAAAAUCCGGAGUGCAGUGGGAAGUGCUCAGCUACUGAUGUCUCAAAAGUUUCAGCAGUUUUACUGGCUAUGUCAGCAGAAUCUGGACCCCAGUGCCAUGCCCAGACCCACAUCUCAGGACCUGGCUGGAUUCUGGGACCUCUUGCAGCUUUCCAUUGAUGACGUCACUGCCAAGUUUGAUGAGCUGCAGCAGAUCAAGAGCAACCAGUGGCAGCUGGUGGAGAGCCCAGAUAAGAAGGAGCGAAAGUGGCCACCACCUUUGCCAAAGCGGCCAUCCAAGGGGCGUGGUGGUAUAAUGCGAGAGCGCUCUCUGGACCUUCAGGACCGCCAGCGACAGGAAGCCCGCAGACGCCUCAUGGCUGCCAAACGAGCAGCUUCUUUCAGACAGAACUCAGUCACAGAGAGGGCAGACAGCAUCGAGAUCUACAUCCCUGAAGCCCAGACACGGCUUUGAGGUCCACGGAUUCAUCCUAAGCUCCUCUUGUUCACCUCCACCCAAAAUCAGCUCGUCACAACCAGUCCGCUGUCGUCAUCUGUCAUCGCUCCACCACUUUUUCAUAAUUUGUCGCCAUUCUCUGGGUUGUCCCUGCUGAAGCUACACUAGGCAAGAUUGCAGUUGUAAACGCAUCCUUUUUUUAGCAGUUUAAACGACAAAGUGGCACGGCCAUGAGGAAGAACGCCCAAUCUCUCCCUGAGUAAGAUGUCCCAUAAUUCAGGUUGUUUUCCCACAGAAAGUGAAUGAAGCUCAAAACUGAGAAAAUGGGACACACCAGCAUUUGACUUUCUUCCUCUUUCCCUUUUGGUAAAACAUGUAUCACAGGCCAGCUGGGUUGUUAAACAUGAGCCACUAACAGUUGAACAGUGAAGUUGCCUAGUGUAGCUAUAAUGAGAAUACAUCCCAUAUCCCAAAAUAAACAUUUCACCACUUUUUUUUCAAUUUCAUUUCAGCAACAUUAUGUCAAGUCAGUCAUUUAUUUGGUCACAACCAUUACUGUUACAACUCCAGUCUUCAUCUCCACUGUGAGUAAGGGUAAUGCUAUACGUGCCACAUUCAAAGGGAAACACAAAGUGCCAGUUUUCUAGACUUUCUCACCAGCAACAAUGGUCUUGGGCUGGAGCUCCCUGUGUGAAGGAACAGCGGCAGCAGAGAUUGAUGUUUCCCACAGUGACGUAUCUUAGCGAGGCAAAAAAAAAAAAAAAAAGCCUUUGAUAUACGUUGAAUAUUGCCUAACUGCUGAAGGUUCACACUUUACACACAGCCUUUUCUAUGGAGGUGGCUAAAAACCUGGUGCCGUGGUCGAUCAAUUUCCUGCCAGUCUGCGGUAGAACGGUAUUAAAAAUGUUUGACAGCGUGUCUGAGGUGCUGCACAACUUAUAUCAUCCAUCCAUCUUUAACCAGGCAUGCUGCAGCUGCUGACCAGUGUUGCUGAAUGAGAUCAGAAAAUAAGGCUAAAAAUCCUAGACCACAUUUAUUCAUUUUCAUUCAUUUAACACCCGCCCCCCCCCACCCCCCCUCUUAGGAGUAUACAUUUUAAAGCUAUGUGCGUUAUUUGCUGCUGGAUACAUUUCCAUUGCAGAACAAAUAUGAAUUAUUAACAAAAGAAAAACAGUUUUGCGCAGCCCGGAAGAGGUGACUGUAUCAAACAAUGCAUUUUGCACCUUAUAAUAUUCAUGUUUGUAUUUCCAAGGGAAAUGUAGUUUAUGAAGCUCAUGUGAUAUUGUUGCAGUUGAAUUGCAAGGACAGAAAUGGAAACUUUACUACAGAAUUUCAUGUUACUCUAUCGGUCAUAUAACCUGCACCUUGUGUUGUUUUGUUUACAUUUCCUUCUGAUGGCAUUCGGGCCGCUCGUAAUUACAAUAUUGUGAUUCUAACACUUUGAAUUCUUACAGUAUCUAUCAUAUGACCAGCAUCACGAUCUACGGUAUGCGUUUCGUAUUUAAAGUUGAAACAGUUGUGGGUUCAUUUGACGGUGCGUUUGUCUUGCUAACAGAAACCAUAUCUCAUAACACACAAGAAAACACUUCAGUUGUUAUUCUUUGAUCUGCUCAUGUAGUCUAGGAAAGACAGGUGCAAAUGACACUUUAACAAUAUUCAGUUACUAUAGUAAAUGGUGCUGCUUUUUACUCUGAAACUGUUGUCCUUUACCCAGUCCUAUGUGCACGCACACACACACACACACACACACUCAAGGACUUUUUAAACAGAGAUUUAUUAACAUGGUGCCCGUUGUCUCUCCGAUGACUUGUGGUAGAUUGUGACUUUAGAAAAGAUCAUCUUUGCAAUGCUCUUGCCCUCAGUGAUUCAAAUGAGGAGAAGGUUUUUACGGUUUCACUUCCUUUCUAUAACAUGCAAAGAGGUCCGUGAUAUUAGCUUAUCAGAUGGGAGAGGUUACAGGCUUUGACAUUCCACCAACCUUAAAGUAAAAUUGAAUAUGCCCACCCUGAGCCAAGGGCAUACUGCUAGCUGAACAGACUGCACUGUACCUGUCCAUAUGUCAUAUCACAGCAACAAUGCUUCCCUAACAUUUGCGGUACAUGCGUACAUUCAUCCUCAUUUGCCAAUCUAAUAGUUUAUUAAAACAAAUGUCGACACAGGGCCAAUAGAAUUAUGCUGCAUACAGUGUUUAAUGUUUCCCUUUUUGUUGUAAUUAGAAUAGCACUCAGUCGGGGAGGGGCACUGUGUAAAUACAUGUGUGAGGGAGUGAGGCGUACUUGUUGGGAUUAUGAUGUUUUUGUUUUUUGUUUUGCUUGCGUUGAGGCUUGUAUUGACCAAUAGCUUUUACUUUGUGACAUGUCUUCAUCAGCGCGAAAUCUGAAACCCUUACCUUACCAGAUGGCCUUAACCAAAACACUCAUGAAUGUAGAGCCCCUAAUGAUGCAAAAAAAAACAACUUCCCAGGAGAUGAGCAGCUGCUGAAAAUCUAUUUUCCAAAUUCCAUUUAAAUUGGACAAACUCUUACUUUUUAGUUUGAUUAAACUCAAUUCAGUCUUUCUGAUUCAUUCGGUUAAUUUUCAGAUGAAAUAUUAAAGGGCACAAAAAAACACAUAGUGACAACAUGCCAGGUCACUGAAGGCAGUACUUCCUUUCACACUGAUUUCAGGUUUCCCACAGGAUGUACAGACGUGUGUGCCAUUACUGAAACUAAACACGUGUCUCUCAGAAUAGAUUGUCUUGUUUCAAUGCAUGUACAAAGUUGACUCCUAGUAGGAUCAAUUCAAUCAGGUUCCAAUAAUGAAUAGAUUAUAAAUAUUACAUUCACUAGUCCUUGUAGUACACAAUUAAAAUACAGAUACAGAAUUAUUUAUGUGAAGAAUAUUUCCUGAUACUUUUACACAGAGUUCUAUAUGUAGACUGUGAGAAUUAGUACCACUUUUCUGUGGAGUUUAGAUUUAUACGCACCAAUAAUUAUAUUUACAAGACUGGAUGUCUUGUUGUUUCACCUUCUUCUAACCAAAUUAUAGUUUUAGUAGUUUAAUUGAUAUCGCUUUACUGUACAUAUACGGUGCCCCAGUAUACACUGAAGGACUAGUAAUUGAAGGGAAGAAUACUUUGCCUAAAAACAUCAUGUGCAUUAUAUAAUUACAGAGACUGAUAAAAUAGCAAGGGCUUACUCUUAACUUCAAUGAUAUAAUUUUCUUAAAAAUACAGUAUCUUUUUCCACUGAGGGGCUUUACCUCCAGCAUUGAGACGCCAUUCAUAUCGUAUUUCAGAGAAGAAGGAUCCAACUGAGUGUGGCUGAUUCCAUUUAAUUACCCUCCUUAGACAGGAAGCUAAAUGAUUUGAAGUCAUCUCAGCUCAUUAAACCUUUUCCUCUUCAUUCAAUCUGAAGAAUAGAUUGGCAAUUCAUCUUGGACAAAUUACAGUGCUUCAAUGUUUUGUGUUUCAGUACUUCAUUUCUGCACUUUCAGAAUUUGUCAAGAGAGGGCCCACUUCUCCCAUUACAAUUUGAUGUGCAGUGUCACACGCUACGGUGUUUCUCAUGUGACAUUUUUGCACUUUACAGUCAAUUCAGUUUCUCUUCUUCUAUUUUAUUGCCACUGCUAUCUUCUAUCUCCCCUGUACGUUUAUGAGUACCACCAUCUUCACUCAUCUUUUGGAUAGAAUACUGUUGGAAAUAUGAAAGUCCUCGUUUGUUUACUGGUUCCUUUCUAAGUCUUAACCCCGGAGGAACUAACAACAGCUUCUCUCAACUCUGACAACAGUCGAUGGGCUACUUUUAACGGUUCUACUGCUCUUCCACCUGACUGAAAGUCAUGCAAAUCAAGUCUACUUCCCACAGACUGCAUACUGUGAUUCCAUCAUGUUUACUACUCGAUGAUCUGGUACUCAUCAUCAUCAAUCCAGGCUCUCCUUUGUGUACUUUCUAGUUUGUGCUUGUGUUUGCUAGAAUUUUCCUUGAGGGCUGUUUCAAUCAUCUCCACUUUCCAACCAUAGGCAUGAGUCAAAUCUAUAGAGUGUUGGGAGCUGGUAAUGAGGUUGGUUUAGCACAUCAAAAAGGACCUUUUCUGCUUGGUCAACUUGGUCUAGCGCCAACAUUAAAGCCUGGCGGAAACCAAGUGGGAGAGGGAUUGACAGGAACCAGGCUCACAACCUCUCCGUCACUGGCUUAAAUGAAAAAUUAUGUCACUUUGGCUGUUUUUGCACCAAUCACCUGUCGCUAAGACUGAUAGCAGACGCAAAGAUGUCCUCAAAAGUCACAGGGACACCAGGUGCAGCGAGUGCGAGUGUACACUAUUACCAUAAGCGUGACAUGAAACACACAAUAUAAUGUGUUUUUGUGGUAUCAAGCAGGGCUAUUCUAUAAUCAUACCAUUUUCCUGUUGUUUUAUACUUUAGGAUGACUCAAGGUCAGUGCGGCAUCUCUGACGAAACGCUAAAUAUUUUUCUUUUGCAUCUAUGUUUCAUAUUUGACCCACCAUGCUAUAUGAGCGGCUUAGGAGUUUGGCAAUUAUGUACAUGACAAAUCCUCAGGUGCCUUACAGUUUAAUUAUCACAUGACUCUGUGAGUGAAUGUUUUGGGUUGAGAUAUAUGUGAAAGGAUUUCAACACCUCUUUGAGUGCAGGUUUGUCCGUGAUACCGUUACAAAGGGCUGGAAACUGGGCUGGGUCGGCUGCAGAAAAGGAAUUUACAUUUAUAUUUGACUAAUCAAACGUCCUACUGUAAUAAACCACAGCACAAUACAGUCUCGAGGAUAUCAAAGGAGGAUUUGCUAACUUUUAUGUUUUUGGUUCAGAUUAUGCAGAUGUUCUGCUACCAUUCACCAUGAUACAGUUACAUUUUUUAGAAUUGGAUUUAUGUAUUAUGACAGCGUAUACAGCUCCAUUAAAAACAAAAGAGAAUUGUAGAAUAUCAGUGUAUUUCUGGGAGCGGAGAUGACAUCUCAGAGUGCACAUUUAUUUUAGCAAAUCAUUUCUUUAAAAGGUCUUUUAUCUAUUUUUCCUCCUAGCUGUGAUAUUGUAAUCUUGGGAUGUUUUUUUUUGCCUUUUUGGCAUCUACAUCUACAUCUACAGAAUCUGGAGACUGACAAAACUUGACCAGCCAAAAAGUGCAAUAGUGUUUUCAUACAACGACGGGCAGGCGAUCACCUACAGCUAUUUACCUCACGGUUAAGUGUUCUAGCAAACAUGGUAUAGUAGGAGUAGUUGUAAUCUCCACAGGAACACUUUGUCAUGCCUGUGUACUAUGCAGUGGUACAUCUGUGGGGCGGCAGAGCUUGCAGGCCCCGGUGCAGAUCACCUUUCAUUUACAGAGCACUGAAAGCACGCCGUCGAUCGUGCUUUUACACUACAGGAGCAAAACGUGUGCUGCCAUAACCAUCCAGUACUCAAUCCUAUAUACGUCCAUGAUCACUUAGUUACUUUAUGCCAAUCUACAGUAUCUAGUGUGAAGAAAAGGUCAGCUAACUUUCAAUAAUACUCUAAAAUGAUUCACAUGGAUGUGAUGAGUUAAGGGUCACUUUUCCUCGUUAAGACAACUGUUUAUGCUUUGUACAACACAGCUUGCAGCACCAUAUUUUAGACUAACAUCCUUUAUUAGUUGUCCGAAAGAUAAACCUCAGAGAAGUUUGUAAAGGUGCUGAAUCAACCAACUUCUCUCCUUGUACCUUUCCUAAAUUUGCUUUAUUUUUGUUUAUUUAUUCUGACAAUCAGCACACACCAAAACUAUCAAAUGCACACACACACACAUACACACUACAACAGCAUGUCAUAUUCUAUCCUCAAGAUAAAAGUCCUGAGUUUCCUUUAUACGCAUCUUGAGGACGUCUUUACAGACUCCAUUCAAUUUUCAUAGAAAGCUUUUCUCCUCGUUUUAGAUACAGUUGCACUGCAAAGAUGUCUUUCUAUUGCUUGCUCUCUCUUCUCAUAAAUCAUGUGACUUUUGAUGACAUGGAUCAGAGUUUUGCUUGUUGUCACAAGCCAAACAGAUGUCAUGCAAGUAACACUGGGCUGUGUAUCUGCUCCUCAAGCAAUAAGCCUAAUUUAGAUAUUUAGGUUAGCUUUUCCUCCUGAUCUUUAGACUCCUGAUUAACCUAAAUCUGAGGGCUGUUACAGUAUCGUUUAGGUGGAUGUCGCUGCUUAACUGUUUGACAUUUUGGGAAAUAUGCAUAUUCGCUGUCUAGGCCAGAGUUAGAUAAGUCACUUGAUACCACUCUCAUAUGUUUCUGUUAAAUGUGAAUCUGAAGCUAGCAGCUGGCUAGCUUAGCUUGGUAUAAAGCCUGGAAACAGGGAGACGGCUUUUGGCUUCUGUCCAAAAGUAACCAAAUCGCCCUAAAAUCAGCUCUAAAGCUCAAUAUUUAACUUGAUUUGUCUUGUUUGUUUCAUCCAUAUCUUUACAGCUAAGCUAACGUAUUGUGGUAAAACAGUCUGCCUGUGGCUGCCCCGAGGUAUCAAAAUCCACCUAAAAACACCUCAAUAAUUACCAAGUUAUAUAUGUUUCUUCAAUCUAUACGUAAAAAGUGAAAAAAAGACACAUUGUGGUUUUAUAGGAGUUGUAUUGGUUUAUUUCUUGGCUAACUAGGCAAAGUGACUAGCUGUUUCCCCCGCCAUGAGACGGUUAGCGUAGCUUAGCCAUAAAGGCUGAAAACGGUAAACAGCUAGUCCGCCACAUACCCAAAUCGAUCAGCAUAAAAACCACAAAUUGUCAUCAAUCAACAUAGAUUUUUGUAGGAAAUUAACAAGCAAGAUAUUGUAUCUUAAUUAGGGAGCUUUGGGGACGCUGGUAGGCCUAUUUUGUUACCAGGCUAGCCGGUUCCAGUCUUUUAGCUGAGCUAACUUGUCCUGGUGGCUGUAGCUUCGUACAGGUUCAAUCUUUUCAACUAUCUAAGAAAGCAAAUAAGCAUAUUUACCAAAAUGUUUUAAAGUAUUCCUUUGAAUAGGCGAAUUUUUUGCUUUGGUCACGUUAAAUCAGAACUUUUUUAGGCAAUGUAGAAGCUUGCAUGUAACAUUUUGUCAUACUUAAUAUCUAUAAGUCCUUUCUUAGUUUGAUUUCAUAAGUUAUUCUUAUUUUUUUUUUUACUUGUGACCUCAGUGCCCAUCUGCAGAGUUAAGGGCCUGAGUCAGUGUGAAUCAGCCUACAUUGCCUCUGAAGGACAGUUAUACUAGUUUACACCGCUGCUCGUCUCUGCACCAAUUCUUCAUGAUCACAACCAGAAUCGACAGGCAUAUGUUGUCCACAUUUGCAUAUUUUUUGGGGGGAAUUGCUUGUGACGGUAUAACUGGGAGGAAAAAAUGUUUCUGAAUCUGUGCUGUUCUUUUUUUUGUUUCAGUGUUUUAUGAGGGGAGAGAGAAGUCACAAUUCUGUUUGCCUUUGGUGGAGAAAUGUCUUGUGUCGUGGCUGUGGGUAGAAGUAACAGAAGGCCUCUUAUGGGUUUUGCAAUGUGACAUGAGAAAAAAUGUACAGCAUAAAAGGUUUGUGGUUAGCUUACAACUAUUUUGAAUUGUUAGAUAUAUCAAUAAUGAGGAUAAAUAUAAUGCCAAAUAUUCAGUAUUUGUACAGAAAUAUACAUAUAUAAAUAUAUAAUAUAUACCUAAUUUAAAUGGAACUAUUUUCCGCUCUUGACCAUGUUUCUGUUAUUUAACGUUCCUUUGUCAACAUUAUUUUAUAAGAUCUUCAGAUAGCAUGCAGGAUAGUGAAAAUGAAUGUAUUAUUUAGUGUUUCAUUGCUGUUCAGUAUUACAGCAUUCUACAGAUCAGUUUGUGUUUGUAAGAAUAAUUUAAGCUGAAUAUUUCAUUUCUAGAUUUGUUUACUUAUAAAUGAAUUGUAAACUUUCUUUUUUUUUUUUUUAAAUUCAAGGUUCUGAAAUGGAUAACAGUUUAUAUCAUUUCAUUAUUUUUCUGCUUUAUCAACGUGGCUCAGUAUAUUUUGCCUCUUCUAAGUACUGCUAUCAACCAUCUGUUGUAAAUAAUUAUGCAAAUUAAACUUUUUGAAGAAAA
This is a messenger RNA of Anarrhichthys ocellatus (wolf-eel), 15339 nucleotides long. It is a transcript of the gene dlgap2b, whose product is annotated as discs, large (Drosophila) homolog-associated protein 2b. Gene Ontology annotation, cellular component: glutamatergic synapse; postsynaptic specialization. The record is from RefSeq and is a predicted model, not a curated record. The transcript has 13 exons. Bases 4213 to 7359 code for a protein of 1048 amino acids. Gene Ontology annotation, biological process: signaling. NCBI's taxonomy places the organism in Eukaryota, Metazoa, Chordata, Actinopteri, Perciformes, Anarhichadidae. Gene Ontology annotation, molecular function: molecular adaptor activity.